Molecule: messenger RNA, 617 nt
Organism: Maniola jurtina (meadow brown)
Lineage: Eukaryota; Metazoa; Arthropoda; Insecta; Lepidoptera; Nymphalidae
Exons: 5
Coding region: 71-556 (161 amino acids)
Source: RefSeq, a predicted model, not a curated record
AAUCCGGAUCGAAUUUACUCAGUCGUUACUGGUGUAUCGAUGUGAGUGCAUUGGAAUUUUCAAGAAAAUAAUGAAAACUAUCGAACAUUUUAUCUUCAUUUUUAAUAUUCUACUCGCUGUAAACGUUUUUAUUACUUCAGCAUGUCCCCGCGAAAUGCAAGAUGUGAAGGCUGCAUACAAAUCGGGCGAAAUCCUCGACCAAAGCCUGCCGAUAACGCUUGCGACAAUCAAGAGGAAGCUAAAAGAAAGCGGUAUCUUUAAUUGGCAAGAUCCAACUCUUAAUGAACGAGAGAAGAAGGAAUUGAGCAAACUGUUCGAUGUCAUUGCAAUUAUGACGACAUCUCGAGCCCGUCAACCGUCGAACGUGCAGAACAUGUUCUCUUCUCUGCGUCUGGUUGAGAGAGUAGUUAAGAAGCAACUUAAGCAAGGGCAGAUUUCGGAAUCGCUAGCAGCCAAGUUUCAUUGGGAAAAAUUGCCUACAAGACAUAGACGCGAGAAACCAACAUAUUAUUUAGAUAAGAAGACAAGUAUGAGAGUUUUUAAUACGAUGAACUAAGCUCUAUUUAAUUAUGCCAUUUGUAGUGUAAAAAAUUAUUCAACCAUUUACACUAAAAAUA